AUCACCUGCAGCUUUUGUGUUUAACCACAAAGAAACUGAUCCAGUGUCUGUUUCUGGGUGCUUUAUUUUGCUCACUCUGACAUCAGCAGUUUGUAAUCUGGUGGAAAUGGCUCCACUUAAGCAGCAUGUUAGAUUUAUGCUGUGCUGGUAGCUCUUGUAAGGUUUUAUUUCUUCAUAUUUCAGUCUGCGAUCUAUAUGAACGAGCAUCAUCCUAAACGAGGACCCAAAUGGAAUGUUUUGGGAAGUGUGUUUGCGGGCUUUAGGACCCAGAAGCUGGGGUUGGGCCUAACCCGUCUCCCUCCUGCAGGAGCCAGCUCAGACACCAGCACAGUGCAGGGCCGCUGCUCAUCUGAUGCACUUGCAGGCAGACCAAGCCUGGUUGUGUCUUUUUUUUUUUGUCUUACCCACUCAUCGAACGGCAGGAUCAGCACCCCACCCGCACCCCCACCUUUAGGGGUGAAGCUCCUGAGGACUUUCUGGCAGCUUCAGAGAGGGGGACGGGAUUAUUUUGGGAGAGUUGACUUGUGCUGUGGAAAUGUGGUGAGGGGUUGUGUGAGGACAUGGAGAAGAAACAGGAGAUUCUCCGGCAGCAUCACUGAAACCCCCCCACUCACCCCCCUCCUGUCUGGUCUCCCAACACGCUCCUUCAGUUAAGAGCAGGCUAGGAGACAUUCAGUGACUAGGAGACAUGUCCCAGACUAGAAGGAGCACAUACACCCGGACCACCAGCAGCAGGAUGAGCUCUGAUGGGGGCGGGCGGCCUGCCAAAGUGGGCUCCCUAGUGGAGGUGAUAGGGAAGGGUCAGCGCGGCACCGUGGCCUACGUCGGCAACACGCUUUUUGCUUCUGGGAAGUGGGUGGGAAUCAUCCUGGACGAGCCCAAAGGGAAGAACGAUGGCACCGUGCAGGGCAAGCGCUACUUCACCUGUGAAGAGAAUCAGGGCAUUUUUGUGAGGCAGUCACAGAAGGACCUGUAUCUGGUAUCCUCCCCUGGUGUUGUGAUCCACCUGGUUGAUGAUGGAGCCGACACGUCUCCAGAAACACCCGAAGCCACCACUGGGAAGGUCCCCAAACGAGACAUCCCAGAGACGACCAGAUCAGCCAAAAUGCGAGGACUAAAGCCCAAAAAGACUCCUGCACCCCGGAAGACCACGGCCAGAAGGCCCAAGCCGCCCAGCCGUCCUGUGGGCGGAGGAGGAAAAGGACCUGCGUCCGGCUCGGCCUCUGCUGGAGAGAUGAGCAGCAGUGAGCCCAGUACUCCAGCCCAGACCCCCCUGGCUGCUCCGGUCAUCCCAACCCUCCACUCCCCUGGAAGCUCUCCGGCUCCCGUUCCCAGCAAGGAGGACGUUGUCAUGGAGACACAGGAGGAGGAGGCGCUCCGAGCUCAGGUGAAGGACCUGGAGGAGAAGCUGGAGACACUGAAGAUGAAGAGGACGGAGGACAAAGCCAAACUGAAGGAGCUGGAGAAGCACAAGAUCCAGCUGGAGCAGCUGCAGGAGUGGAAGACCAAGAUGCAGGAGCAGCAGGCUGAACUUCAGAAGCAGCUCAAGGAGGCCAAGAGGGAGGCCAAAGAAGCUCUGGAGGCCAAAGAGCGCUACAUGGAGGAGAUGUCCGACACGGCGGACGCAAUCGAGAUGGCCACCCUGGAUAAGGAGAUGGCUGAGGAGCGAGCCGAGUCCCUGCAGCUGGAGGUGGACUCCCUAAAGGAGAGGGUGGAUGAGCUCACCAUGGACCUGGAGAUCCUCAAGCAUGAGAUAGAGGAGAAAGGUUCAGAUGGAGCUGCCUCCAGUUACCACUUGAAGCAGCUGGAGGAGCAGAACAGCAGGCUGAAGGAGGCUCUGGUCAGGAUGCGGGAUCUGUCUGCAUCUGAGAAGCAAGAACACGUGAAGUUACAGAAGCAGAUGGAGAAGAAAAACAUGGAGCUGGAUUCUCUGAGGAGCCAGAAAGAAAAACUCCAGGAAGAGAUGUCAGCAGCAGAGAGGACCAUCGACGAGCUGAAGGAGCAGGUGGAUGCAGCUUUAGGGGCGGAGGAGAUGGUGGAGACUCUGACAGAGAGGAACCUGGACCUGGAAGAAAAAGUCAGGGAGCUAAGGGAGACCGUCACUGACCUGGAAGCUAUAAACGAGAUGAACGACGAGCUGCAGGAGAACGCCAGGGAGACGGAGCUGGAGCUCAGAGAGAUGCUGGACCUGGGGGCGGUGAGAGUCCGAGAGGCUGAGAAACGAGUGGAAGCAGCUCAGGAGACAGUGGCAGAUUACCAACAGACCAUUAAGAAGUACCGUGAGGUCACAGCUCACCUGCAGGAGGUGAACAGAGAGCUGACCAGCCAGCAGGAAGCCUCAGCAGAGCUGCAGCAGCAGCAGACGCCAGCUGAGAUGUUUGAUUUUAAGAUUAAGUUUGCAGAGACGAAGGCUUAUGCCAAGGCCAUUGAGAUGGAGCUGAGGAAGAUGGAGGUGGUCCAGGCGAACAGACACGUCUCUCUCCUCACCUCCUUCAUGCCUGAGUCCUUCCUCCGUCACGGGGGAGACCACGACUGCAUCCUGGUGCUGCUGCUCGUCCCCAGGCUCAUCUGCAAGGCUGAGCUGAUCAGCAAGCAGGCGCAGGAGAAGUUUGACCUGAAUGGAAACUGCUUGGAGCGAGCCGGUCUGAAGGGAGCCGUCGGUGAGCAGCUGAGCUUCGCUGCUGGUCUAGUUUACUCUCUCAGCCUGCUGCAGGCCACGCUUCACAAAUACGAGCAAGCGAUGGGUCAGUGCAGCGUGGAGGUCUACAAGAAGGUAGGUUCUCUGUAUCCUGAGAUGAGCGUUCAUGAGCGAUCUCUGGACUUCCUCAUCGACCUGCUGCACAAAGACCAGCUGGAUGAGACGGUCAAUGUGGAGCUGCUCACCAAGGCCAUCAAGUACUAUCAGCACCUGUACAGCAUCCACCUGGUGGAUCAGAGCGAGGACUGCACCAUGCUGCUAGCCGACCACAUCAGGUUUACCCAGAGUGCUUUGGACUGCAUGGCGGUGGAGGUGGGCCGCCUGCGGGCGUUCCUACACGCAGCUCAGGAAAAGGCUGACUUUGCCGUGCUGCUGAAGGAUCUGGAGACAUCCUGCAGCGACAUCCGACAGUUCUGUAAGAAGAUCCGUCGCAGAAUGCCUGGAACCGAUGCUCCGGGCAUCCCAGCAGCACUCAACUUUGGACAGCAGGUGUGUGACACACUCUCAGACUGCAGGAAGCACCUGACCUGGGUGGUGGCAGUGCUGCAGGAGGUGGCUGCAGCCGGAGCUCAGAUGAUGUCUCCACUCGGCGAGCAGGAGGGACUGUCGGCAGUCAAGCUGGAGGACGUAGCUUUCAAGGCUGGAGAACAAAUUUAUGGAUCUCAGGGUGCCAACCCCUACGAGUGUCUGAGACAGUCCUGUAGCAUCGUCAUAGCAACCAUGAAUAAGAUGGCAACUGCCAUGCAGGAGGGAGAGUAUGAUUCAGAGAGGCCCCAAAGCAAGAACCCCCCACCAGUGGACGUGCGGGCAGCGGCUCUUCGAGCAGAGAUCACGGAUGCAGAAGGUCUCGGCCUAAAGCUGGAGGACAGAGAGACAGUCAUCAAAGAGCUGAAGAAGUCUCUGAAGAUAAAGGGAGAGGAGCUGAGUGAGGCGAACGUCCGUCUCAGUCUGCUGGAAAAGAAGCUGGACAGCUCGUCCAAAGAUGCAGACGAGCGCGUUGAGAAGAUUCAGACUCGUCUGGACGAAGCUCAGACUCUGCUGAAGAAGAAAGAGAAGGACUUUGAGGAGACAAUGGACGCGCUGCAGGCGGAUAUCGACCAACUGGAGUCAGAGAAGACUGAACUGAAACAGAGAAUCAACAGCCAGUCAAAGAUGACCAUCGACGGGGUGAGAGGAAGUGGAUCAUCGGGAAUCGCUUCCAUCGUCACGGGAAUAGCAGGAGCCAACAUGGUACCUGGAGUCGGUACCGGAUCAGGAGUUCAGGUGAUCGACUCUCCCCUGCUGACUCAGCAGAUUGAAGCUCAGAGACUCUGCAUCAAACACCUGAAGAAUGAAAACAACCGACUGAAGGCUGAGAAGAUGCGCGCUCAGCUGGCCGCUCUGCCACCCCUCACUUUGACUAAACUACCCUCCAAGGAUAAACGACCUGAAGUGCUCUCCAGCGCCCUCUACCGCAAGACCGACCAGCUCCUGGAAACUCUGUUGCAGAUGAGCGCAAACACCAAGGUGGUGGACGUCACGGGAAAAUGUCCAGUAACUCCUGGGGCUCAGCUGCUGGAACAAACAGCUCGACUUCAGUCCCUGAGAGAGACUCUGGACAGGCUGAAGGACGAGGUAGCAGAGCAUGUGGUCAACCUGCAGCCUGGAGCUCGAGUCUCGUCUGACUUUGCAACGUUUCCUUCAGCCUCGUUUGUUAAGGCAAACGAGGAGAAGCAUGUCGACACGGUGCUGGUGGGACGGGUCAUGCUGCCGUGUCCCCGCGGCCAGGAGCAGGUCCACCGUCUCCUUCUGUCUCAGACUCAGCUUCAGAGAAUUCACAGUCUGCUGCAGACCUAAACUUCAGCUGAGUUGCCGUCCACCCUACAGCAGCAGAGACACCCCCACCCUCCACCUUCAGGUCUAAAUAAAUCACACUAGGAUGUACUUAAUGUCUCCUGGGAUUACAAACUCCAUACCAGUAAUUUAACCUGGACUGGACUCUGAUUCAUGCUGGUUUUACACGCUAGCUUCCCAUAAUGUCUGAUCCUUCUCAGAUUUAAGCUUCUUCCUGUAAGUGUGGAGAUAAGUUUGGGCCUGACCGACAUCCAGGUAGAUUCACUAUAAAUUAGGAUUUUAUCAGCUAAUGUUUUUGUUUCUAAAUCAGGAAACAGCUUUUCUAUGGAAGCGUUGCAUAAAUCUCACAACUGCAGUGGUUUAAUGGCAUUUCUUUACCAUUCAGAUGCUUUCUUCUAAAUUAGAUCAUUUUCCCAGUGUUGGGAUUAAUGUGGAAAUGUUCAGAAAUAAAUAACUAAAUUAGAAAAAAAGUCAAAAAUAGGCCAGUUUUUAAAAAUCCAGAACUGAACUGUAUUUGUUUUUAUUGUAACUGAGGGUUCUGCUUGUUUUACUGAGUAGGGCCUUUACUGCAGGACUUCCUUUAGCCUUUCACAAUAAGAGUCUCAAAUACACACAUAUACCUUAAAUACGCUCAUUUAGUUUUUUAUUCCCUUUUCUGACUCAAACGAGCGUUUCUCCCGCGUGGCCCUGAUUAGUCUGUAAAAUUCCACCUUAAAGGCAUGACUUGAUCAAAGCUGUACUUCAGACAAAAACCUGCUGUAAACUGGAGUGGAUAGAGAUAGACGUGAAUACUAGCGGACUGCUGCAUACAUUACCCCCCCGACCCCACUGCUGGUUCUUUUUAACUGGAUUCGCUUAAAGGAAGAUGAUGUUCGAUUUACUCCCUUUGUUCAGAUGUUUGAUCUUUGAACCCUAAGAGGUCAUGUGACCUGGUCCGGUUUAGUAAAAAUUGUCAGAUCCACUAGUUUAAUCACAAGCUGCAGAUCCUUACUACGUGUCUAAGUGAAGUUCUGCUCAGAUUCUGAUGGACCCGGUCCCAGCCUUAGAUUUGUCUCCUGCCUUCGUCUGGAUCCAGCUCAACAUCACAACUAAAAUGUUUUUGCCAAAGACGUUUUGUUUCUCUUCACCGCACGGCCCUUUAGUUUGUUUUAUUUUAACAUUUGCACAAAUCUGUCAUGAACUUGAAUCUUUAUUUAUUCAUUUAUGAGCAUAGUGCAUUAACUAUUAUAUAAAAGGAGGGAACGCUGACAAAUGUUGUGUAUUUAUUGUGCUAUCUUGUUGAACUACCUGCUGUUGCACAACCAGUAACUGAGAAUAAACCAUUAAAACCAG
This is a messenger RNA of Nothobranchius furzeri (turquoise killifish), 5863 nucleotides long. RefSeq names its product dynactin 1b (gene dctn1b). The record is from RefSeq and is a predicted model, not a curated record. Lineage: Eukaryota; Metazoa; Chordata; Actinopteri; Cyprinodontiformes; Nothobranchiidae. Gene Ontology annotation, cellular component: spindle pole; microtubule plus-end; nucleus. Gene Ontology annotation, molecular function: microtubule plus-end binding. Gene Ontology annotation, biological process: establishment of mitotic spindle orientation; cytoplasmic microtubule organization; nuclear migration.